UUGUGCGGCGCUGAGGCAGCGCCGCGGCCUGUUCUACCGGGGAUGGAGGACGGCGGCGGGGCGGCAGCGGCGCCCCCCGAGACCCCCGUCGGUCUCUCGGCCUCCCAGCGGCGGGCCGAGCUGCGGCGGAGGAAGCUGCUGAUGAACUCGGAGGAACGGAUCAACCGCAUCAUGGGCUUCCACCGGCCCGCGGCGGGCAAGGGUGAGCCCUGUGGCGGCGGCGGCGUGAGGGCUCGGGACCGCGGGGCUGGAGAUGAGGAAAGUCACACGGAAUCAAAGCUUCAGCACGAACCAGAGAAAUCCAACUCCCUUUCCAUUCCUUCGGUCUCCAAGCGAAUCGUGCUGGGUGACUCUGUCUGUGCUGUGGGAGGUGUGGGUGACCAGGCGGGCAGCGUGGCAGACCUCAAAGGGGACAAGGACUUGUUCAGUAAAGCUCCUGAGCUCAUCAGUGAGGUUCAAAGUGAGCUCCGUCACCGUAACAGAGGGGAACUGCCACCCGAGGCUGCCCCACGGCCAUCCAGACGCGGAUUAGAGCAGUUCUUACCCAGAUUUGAUGAAGCUCUGAAGCUGAGGAACCAGCUGAUGAGUGAGAAGCCGAGCCAAGAGAACGGCAAUGCCGGGGAGGAGUUCGACUCUUUCCGCAUUUUCAGAUUGGUGGGGUGUGCUCUGCUCGCCAUCGCCGUCAGGGCUUUUGUCUGCAAGUACUUGUCAAUAUUUGCUCCGUUUCUUACUCUACAACUUGCUUACAUGGGACUGUCCAAGUACUUUCCAAAGUGUGAGAAGAAGGUGAAAACAACAGUACUGACUGCUGCUCUCCUGCUGUCUGGGAUCCCCGCCGAAGUGAUCAGUCGCUCCAUGGACACCUACGGCAAAAUGGGAGAUGUUUUCACAGACCUUUGUGUCUAUUUCUUUACUUUUAUCUUUUGCCAUGAACUUGUUCUGUUUUUUGGGUCUGAAGUACCGUGAUGGCUGUAGGACUCACCGCAGUAGUUACACUAAAGCUCCCUGGACUCUUUUCCUUUCACGUCUGACCGUGCAGAGGUUCAAACCUUCAUUCAAAUUCUUACCUGCUCGAAUGCUUGAAAGGAGCCUUAAAUCCAGUCGUUUUGGGGAAAGGAAGAGCAGGGUCCUGGUUGUCUUAGUUCCGUUUAUUUAAAUACUGUGUCUGCCUGUUACAAAUGUGAAGAAUAGGGUGCAGGUGUCAGUGGAUGAUUUGUUUCGUUUAAUUAAGAUGAUGCCCUCAGCCUCCUUCAUAAACAUUCACAAAAGCUGCCUUUGUUCUUUCCAGUGAGAACAAAGAGAAGAGAAUUCCUUUCAGCAGAACCAUAUAUAUAUAUAUAUCUCCUGUAUGAUUAUAGCUAACAAGAACUGCUCAUUUUGUGGUGUUCCCAUUUUUUUUUUAAAGAAAGCUCUAAAUAAAAGAAAUCCCUGUUCCUCUU
Calidris pugnax (ruff) is the source of this 1439-nucleotide messenger RNA. RefSeq names its product calcium modulating ligand (gene CAMLG). The record is from RefSeq and is a predicted model, not a curated record. Bases 43 to 966 code for a protein of 307 amino acids. The transcript has 4 exons. Gene Ontology annotation, biological process: tail-anchored membrane protein insertion into ER membrane. Gene Ontology annotation, cellular component: GET complex. Lineage: Eukaryota; Metazoa; Chordata; Aves; Charadriiformes; Scolopacidae.